Molecule: messenger RNA, 4428 nt
Organism: Galendromus occidentalis (western predatory mite)
Lineage: Eukaryota; Metazoa; Arthropoda; Arachnida; Mesostigmata; Phytoseiidae
Product: homeotic protein female sterile-like
Exons: 7
Coding region: 1-4428 (1475 amino acids)
Source: RefSeq, a predicted model, not a curated record
AUGUCUGCAGCUGCAGGGCUAGUACACAAGGGGGAAUCCAAGAACAAGAAGACCUAUGCCACCAUAGACAUCAAUAAUAUCUACAAGGGCAAAUCCCUCGAAGGCCCGAAGUCCUCGGCAAUUGGCGCUUCAAAACAUGGACUCCAGUCGCUUGGAAAGGUGCAGGUCGGCAGGCGUAUGCCUCCGCCGGCUCUGUUGCCCAGUCUGAAAAGUGAAAACCUAGGUAACAAUCCGAAUGUAACAUUGGUACCUACAGGAGGACAAGGAUGGGGAGUUGCGAAGACUUCUCAACCGGGAGCAUCAUCAACGGGGUCUGGGGGAAACGGAGCGGGAAACGGGAACAACAACACCAACAACAGCAGCACCAGCAGCAAUCUACAGUCAUCGGAUCCACCAAUCGCGCACCAGGAGAACCGCUCAGCUGUCGGCGAGAAUGGACAGCCAGGGAAAGCCGGUUGCCAGAGCGGGGGUGGUGCUGGUGGGAACAAGACGUGGAGCAGUGUCGCCACUGGUCAGAGUCACGGUCAGCAGAAUGGAGGUCAUGGAGGUCCGGGUGGCGGCCCUCAGCUGCCUUUCUACCCCGGAGAGUUUCCCACGCUCAAAAACGAACCCGAGGGCAAACCGGCUGGUGGAUCACUCAACAGUGCGGACCGGGACGGCCACGUUGCCAACCAAUACGGUCCAGGCUUGGCUCUACGACCCGUCGAGUCAAACUGGAGCAAAGGCAGUGCUGGUGUAAGUGCCCAACUAUCCGGAGGAAGCCCGCAAGCGAACGCUGGCAGUGGCGUCAACGGCCUCCUCAAACCGAGGCCUCUGUCUCCUCUGGGUUCGUCGCCCAAUGAUCCUCUCGGGAUGGGCUAUCCACCCAGUAUCUCGAAAGGACUCGGACCUAGGGAGCGCCAAUCACCUUUGACCAACGGUACAGCGCCUCUGUUCUCACGCGGGGAACGUGAAGAACGGCCUGGACACGCCGAGCGACAGGACCGUGGUGAUGGACGUGGCGGCGGAGGAAUGGGAGGCCCGCGACCCGGCGGCGGGGGCAGAGCAUUCCAGAGGGACGAUCCCCGCCUAGGACCUGAUCAGCACUCGAAAUCGGUGCUCAAACACUCCGCUAUCAUCUCUGACCAGCAACUCGAAGGCUUCGACCGGAUACUCAAGGAUAACGAAACCGAUUGGUCCACCGCUAAAGGCGACAUUGACUACAAUGCGAAAUUGUGUUUUUCCGAAGACGAGGACGACGAAAAACAGCUGUGGACCCCAUCGGGCCAGCAGGACAGGGACGAUGGCUGGAGAGAGGGACGUCACAGCCGUUUAAAGGACGGUGGUCGAGACAACCGAAGUCGCGGACCCAUGCAGCAAUGCGUGUUCGACGAGGACUCCCAGGACCGACAGGGGGAUUCAGGCAACAGUGUAUGGCGGAACAAGCAGCAGAAAACUAAAAACGAAAUGAAUGAAUGUGUAGAAAGAGCUCGUAUGAUGCGUAGGGAUUCUGAACGGAAACUUUCUGAACGGGACGACGUUCAAUCUCAUGUUGACCAGUACCAAUCAAGUGACCGAGGCGGCAACCUGAACAAUAACAGUGGCAACAGUCGGAAAGACAACAAUUCCCAGCAACAGCUAAGUUCGGGAAGUCGUGGCCGAGUAGAGAAGCAGCUUCCACCUCGCUUUGCCAAGAUGCAACUUGCCCAGGACAGUAGCCGUUGGAGUAACAAUGGAGCCUCCGGAUCCAGUGGGAAUAAUCGCAGUCGCUCCGACAGUAGCUCUUCUAACACAAACAACAACAGCAACAAUAACAACGCCGCUUCCAAUCAGGACAACAACUGUUCUUUGAUGGGAAGCCAGCAGGAGAGCGUGUGGCAAAUGAACAAGGAGAACAAGCAGCGAAGUCUGCACGACGAGAAGAGCCCAAGCCCGCAGCAGUCGUCACAGCAGCAGCAGCAGCAGCAAUCGGAUUGCCUGUGGCAACAACCCGACAAGCGUGAACCAUCUGCGUGGCAAGAUCAGGGCGGCUUGUUCGAUCCGCCUCCGAGAUUGAAGAACAACAUGCACGCGGGACCCCCGUUGACUUUGACGAACGUAGCGGACAUCGAGCCUAAGCGAAAUCUCACGUCGCUCAAAAAAGACGGCUCAGCGGGUUCUAAGCAGAAGGACGACGAAGGCAUCGAUAAAGGCGCCGACGAGAUGGCUACACGGAUGAGCCAUAAAUCGGUGUCUUCGGAUUCCCUCAAGGGUUCCUCAGGCUCGCAGGCCAGCCGCGGAACCUCGAGCAAGAAACUGCAGGACAACAGCGACGGCGUUGCCUCCAACGACGAGGAACAACGAGGAUUUUCGCCUCGUGGUGAGCCUUCACGAAGAGGUCGAGGAGGCGGUCGUGGUGGUGGCGGAGGGAAUGGCACCGGAAGCGCUGCCCCGAUGCGAGGGUCCGGGAGGCCGUUCGGUGAGAAUAGGGGCGCCCCUGUUGGCCAGAAAGGACCAAGUGGAUAUCCUUCGAAAGAUAUGUCCUCGAGAGGAGGUCGCGGCGGGGGUGGCAGCGGCGCCGGCGGCAGAGGUGGGCCCGCGUCGAGUCGUCACGGCCCGUCUCUGACCCAACUUUCCCCGCAAGAUCGAAACCAGAAAGACGAUACGCCGCCCGCUCGAUUCAAGCGUUACGACGAUCAUGACGAAGACGACGACGACAAGAAAUUCGGAGGACGCUCACAAGGAACAAGAGAUUCGCGAGAUAAACCGCUCGCCGGCGGUAGCGGUAGACAACAGAGGAACGGUGGCCCGAACGAUCGGAAAGACACCCGCAGAGACGAGCGUCGGGAGACUUCCAAGAACGGUCAACAGCCGCAGGACAGCAAGAAGCAGGAGAACAAGUCCGCUCUGACGUCCAAGGACAAGAAAGUGCCGCAGGACUCGAAGAAGUCAGACAACGGCUCCGCGUCCGGCACCUCGCCAGGUUCCGCGACCAGUGUCGGUGGUCUGACCUCUCUGAAGAAAGAUCAACAGCAGCAGCAGCAGGCUCAGCAACUUUCGUCCGUCGGCCAGCAAAGCGCAGGUGGACAGAAGGUUGCCGGCGUGACCUCUAGCUCGACACCCCCUCAGAAGAAGGAAAUCGGAUCGAGUAGCUCGUUGAAGAAGGAAGGCGCCUGGGGAGAUUCUGAGGUUUCGCCGGGUAUCGAGUUCGGCACGCUGGGAGAAAGCGAAGAUCUUAACUUCAAGAUCCAGGCUGUCAAGAAAGUCUGGGAGACCGAUCAGACGACGUCCAGCCAUCCGGCGCAGAGCCAGUCAAGCCAAGCGAGCGGCGUUCCGACGUCCGCGGCUAAUGUGCAACAGAUGUCCCAAGUUGCUCAGCAGAGCGCUGCCCAACAGCAGCAGCAGCAACAGCACUCCGCGGCUCAGAGUCAGCAAGCUCAGAUUUCCUUCUUCCAAACCAUGGAAAAGGAAACCUCUUCGAGUCCGAUGCAAGUAGGACAAUCAGCUGCUCAGGCCGUGACGCAGCAGGAUUUGAGCACUUCCGCGCAGCAUAUGGUGUCGAGUCUGCAACAAGCUUACGCUAAUUCUCAACAGCAGUCGAGCAAACAGGCGCAGCAGCAGCAGCAGCAACAGAAGUACCACACUGCGCCCGCGGCAGCUGUUCAGCGCCACCAUCCGUUGGCGACCGGUUACGGAUCACUCUCGCAGAGCCCCAUCGACCCGAGUCAACACCAUCUGCGCGCUUUCGCCCAGCCUCACGCCGGCGCUGCGCAGAUGUACACCACGUCGUUCCAGAACCCCCCACCUGCACCUGGACACCAACACAUGACGAAUAGUCAGGCACCUGCAGGCACCGGGGCGUCGAACGAUCACCAGUACACCUACUUCCCGCAGGAUAUGUUCCGUUAUCAGCAACAAACCCAGCAGAACCACUUCCGGAACUUUUUCACUACGCAAACCGGACCUUUUGGAGCCACGCAACAAGGAUACCAUCACCAGAUGCCUCAUUACCCACCACCCAACAUGCAACAGACGUUCUCGACCGGAAUUUACGCAGCGGCCGGACACGCUCCCGCCACAGCGGCCGCAACGGCGGCGUCCCGGUACGCCGUCAAGGACGCUCAGCAGCCGCCUUACGAACAGAGCACGCCGCCUCCGUACGCCCACUCUCAGGCACCUCAGCAGGGCGGACAGGCAGCUGUUGUCGCUGCAGCUGCUGCGAACCGUUCGACCGCCGGAACGAUGGGUUCGCUCGGCGGUGUGCCCGCGAAACAGCCGGGCGGAGCCGGAGCCUUCGGCGCCGCUUCCAGCGGACUCUUCGGGUCGAACCAACGGGCUCAGCAGCAGUACGGUCAGCCGAUGAUGAGUCAAAGCGGACAACCUUCCGUCGCUCGUCAGAACCCCAACCCUUCGGCUGGUGGGCAAAGCCAACGGUACGCCGGAAAGUCAUCCGGUUACUCACAUCAUUGA